Messenger RNA from Papaver somniferum (opium poppy), 4114 nucleotides. RefSeq names its product F-box protein At1g11270-like. The coding region runs from base 372 to 1736 and encodes 454 amino acids. The transcript is spliced from 3 exons. NCBI's taxonomy places the organism in Eukaryota, Viridiplantae, Streptophyta, Magnoliopsida, Ranunculales, Papaveraceae. Gene Ontology annotation, molecular function: protein binding. The record is from RefSeq and is a predicted model, not a curated record.
GACCGCCUGGUUAACUUUAAGUAUGGUCCUAAAAAGGACUUGAAGAGGUAUAUUCCAGAAAGAAGAUGGAGGUCCAAGAGAUUUUUAAAUGUCCGUCUCCUCAAUUUUAUUCGACCUUCUUCUACUGAAAUUCUUAUUCCACUUCGAAAUCGAAACCCUAGUCCCUAGCCAGAGCUUUACUUGCGUAUCUCUCUGUAUUUGAUCGAAGUAGAAGAACAAAAGUGGUGUUUCUGUCCCCACUUGGAUUGGGUUCUUUACUAAUUGGUCAUAGCCGCCGUUCCCGUCGUCGACUACAAAGACCAUGUCCAAGCAGGACAGUGAAAGCAGUUGUAAUCCCUGCUGAAUUUAGUUUUAUCCCCAACAGUGCUUUUAUGUUUGGAUUGAAACCCCGUGGUAGGAUAAGAAAGCAAACGAAGGAAGAGACUAGGAAGAAGAAGAAAAAGCGUAGAGGUAAUGAUUGGUGUGACACUACCAGUGAAAGUAGCACUAGUAUUUUGAAUCUUAAUGAUGAUGACAAAGAAAUCGCAAUACGUGAGAUUUUGAGCAGAUUACUGGUGAAGUCGCUCAUGCGGUUCGAGUGUGUUUGCAAGCACUGGUUCAUUUUAAUUCAAGAAGAUUCAUCCUUUCGUGAAUUACACCUUAACAGGUCAAAAGCACGACCUGGUCUCUUUAUGGCAUGUCGGAUGGAUGUUAAAGAUAUUUUCAUGACAGCUGAUUUGUCAUUUGAAGGCAGAAGUGGAAUAAUAUCAGCAGCGGUCGUGAACACCAUAAAAGACGUUGAUGAUACAUUAUAUGACAGAAUUUUGGAACCUGUAAAUGGUUUGAUCCGUUUCUUUGGCCAAGAAAUCACCCCUGGUGUUCGUAUAUCCAACCUCAGUACUCGAGAAGAAACGCCAUGGAUUAAGUCAAAAUUGUUAAGUAAAAUACGAGAAGAAGAGCGUGGCUACUCAGGGUUAAGUAUCCCAUUGGCGGACUGUAAAUUGGGAUACGAUCCAGCCACUCAAAAACAUAAAGUGCUCGGUAUAUGGAAGUCUUAUCAACCUGAUUUUGAAGUCUGCGAAGUCUUGACAGUAGGAGACAACAAAUGGAGGAAGAUUGAUGAGAUACCUCCAUAUGGGAUACAUUAUUAUGGAUCUUCUGUUUAUCUUAAUGGUUCUAUAUAUUAUACUACUCACAUGCUUACGUCAAGUAAACCUGAUGAUAAUGAUGAGCCUAAAUUCAUAGUGGCUUUUGAUGUCGGAAGUGAGAAAUUCAGAGCGAUCGAAGUUCCCAAUUUCAUCUUUGAUGGGCCUGGAGAUGGCGAUUUUGUCAUUUUUCGUUCUGUAAAAUUAUUAGUAUUGGAUGGACGGUUAGCUUUACUAGUAAGAGUUCAAAAGAAAGGUUCUGCUCCCAAGCUAUGGUUAUCUGGUGAUGAUUGCGUCAAAGAGAAUGCAAGUGGUACUUGGACUGAAGUUCCCUUGGAGCUUCCUUUCACAUUGGACGGAGUUCAGCGUUGGCGUGGUUCUUUUCAUCCAGUUUUAGGAACAGACCAGAUGGUCGUAACCUCCACUGUUUUGGACGGCAAGAUAUGUGAUGCUACUCAUCAUUCGUACAAUUGGAAGAAGAUGGGUGCCAGUAAGAUUGAUAUCAGUGGUAUUCCCACCUCAGUUCCAUAUUUUUCAUCUGCAACAUCAAGGAUUACAACUUUCUUCGAGAGCCUUAUCUCUGUUCGAAGAAGCAGACCUUGUCAACUUUAGGCAGGAACUUUGUUAAUCAACUUUAGGCAGGAACUUUGCGACGAUUUCUUAGGUUUAUUGUUUGUUUCUCUAAACCUAGACAUGAAAUUUAAAGUUGCAUGUCUUUCAAAGUUGUAUUUUGAAAUCUGUUAGUCAGUAUUAAGCUACUAGUAAUUGCCUUAGCUAUGAAUGCUAGUGUUGUUGCAGAAGAUCAAAGCCUUAAUAUUGCACUGGACAUCAACUACUGUAUCUAUUGGAUAAAUCACAUACCAAAACUUCACUUAGUUGGGACCUGGUAGUGAAUAACCUGUAGCGAAGGGAGCAGUGUUUUGGCUAGGACCAUGGGGGUUUCAUAUCUUGACUCACAGACAAGAUCAGCAACCAGCAGAGUCGGUGCUUUUUUCACUGUUCUCCUGCACUUUGGGCAGUGACGAAUCUUCCACUUUGCGCAGUGACGGAUUUUUCUUUUUCUAUCUUUUCCUUUUGGGGUUUGGGUUGCAUUAUGUGACUAACCACUUUGGGUAGUGACGGCUCUUUCCAGGCUGGAAGCCACAUCUUGUACCUAGUUUAUGCUUUUACAGUAUUUGUAGGCUUAGAUUAUUUCUGCCCUUUCAAAUGGAGUCAUGCUUGUAAAUGAGUAAUAUAUUGAGUUUUAGAAACAUGCCUAUUGUGUGUCCGAAUUUGUGCGUUUGGGAUAUACAGUGUUGGUUGUUAAUCACUAGUAAGUUUCACUUACCGGCCGCUGCAUUGCUUCUAAAGAGGUUCAUAAUAUGUUUUAGUUUGUUAGUUAUUUCUUAUCUAAUGAUCAUCAUACAUUUUUUAUUUUUUAAGUAGAUUAGAGAACCGAUACUUUCUUGCUUGUUUUGUAUGUAAGGGUGAAAAAUGGUAGUAAUAUUGAUCAAAACAUGAAGAGUAUAGAGAGCAUGCUAUUGCUAACUGUAAGUAUGAAUUUUUGCAUCUGGGAUACGAAUAUGUGCAUUUGAGAUUUGCAGGGUUACUUGUUCACUUUAUCUUACAAUUGUCAUUUUUUUUGUGUUGAAUAGAUGAACCAGCAAAUGACACUUCCUCAAUUGUUUUGACGAUAAGUAUGAAAACAGAUGCAUUAACGAUUGUUUAAGACUAAUACCAUUUCACUGCAGUUUUUGAUAAGAAAGAUGAACUUCAGUCUGAAUUUGAAACAAGCAGAAAACACUGUAAACUCAAUUCUGAGGCUAUUGUGAGGUCAUUGAGUAAGUUUCGAGAUUUUUUCCCCUUUUUUUUUGGUCUUGGCAUGUAGAAAGCUCUUACUCUGAUUUUUUCUUUGCUUGUUAAUCUAUACCCGAGCAUUUUCCAUUGGUCCUUAACAGGUUUCGUUGUUGUGUUCAAAGGUUGCUCUUUGGCCAUGAAGUUCAUGAAAUCCUUAGUUUUCUAUUUCAGUUACCAGCUUCUCAGUCUGGGGCUGGGCUGCUGCCUCCUUAGUUUCGCUCCUCCUCGACCUAUCAUUUAACACUGACAUGAGAAGAUAUCAGAGACCUACAAGAACAAGCCAUGGUCAAUCAUGCUCUUCUAGUUUAUAUGUUGGCAGGAUUUACAACGUUUGAUGUUUCUUAAUGAACUUCUCGUACAACACAGGAGGUAUCACAUUACAAGCCAAAUGAGGCAUCAAGGACUUCCUCUUGUCAGUUCGUAAGAUUACAAGAUCAUUUAAUCAGUGGAGAUGAACUUGUGCAGCUUAAGCAUGAGAACUCCAGAUCGACAAUCAGGACCACUACUUUCUCUCGGUUUAUCCUAGAUUGUCAAGUUCAUGGAGUUUGCUGCCAUCAGAUUCUCAAACUGGUCACAACGGAGGGAUCUAACAACAACAAUCUGGUAGGGAAAGGGAUCAGGUGCUAGAUAGGAUUUCUCACAGAAAUACUCGAGCUCUUGCUGCAGAACAUUUUGAGAAUAUAUGGACAAAACGAAGGAAUUAUAAUGUGGAAGGUGGUGGCACCUAAUCAAAUGAACAAGGUGCACAGAAUUUGUUGUCAGGAGUCAUGGUAUGGAUCACUGAAAGGGGUUACCCAAAACUGGAGACUGACAGAACUAAUCCAAUUGAAGAUGAUGAAAGCUGCAAUGUGACAGACCUUGAUUCUCCUGGGAUUGAAGUGUGAGAAAAUAAGAGAAAUGGUGUUCCAUGUAUUCACCAUCCUCUGGGAAGUUCUGAAGGAAACAAAGUGAAGAAGAGUGGUAAAGGGAAUGCACACUUGAAUAAAGUAAAAAGAAGAGCAAAUAUGGAUAUUGAUUAAUCUUUAUAAGAGCGAACUUUGCUCUGAAUAUUGCUGAAACCAUUGCCUUCUUGUAUUAUAAGUUUGCUUUCAACUAACUUUAUAAUAAACUUACUGGCACUGUGGCAGUCAUUGCAGAAUAGUUUCAUAAUCAUU